UAUGCUCCAGUUUGGAUUACAAAUCUGAUUCAUCUUUGGAUCCCUAGGCCUAGCUUGGGACCUGGUACAUGGUUUAUAUAUCAUAGAUGUUUGUCAAAUCAUAAACUCUUGGCCAGGAGUUGAUAAUUGUUGAAACUGAGUGAUGGGUAUAUGAGGGUUCAUUACACCGUUCUUUUGUAUAUAUUUGAAAAUUUCCAUAAAACAUGAAAACAUUUAUAUUCACCUUAAGUCAAGUGAAAGUGUAGUCAAAGGUGGUCUUGAGGCUUCUAGCUUGGGCAAGCCAGUAGAUGGUGGUGUCAUUCUCUGGGAUGGAUGAAGUGGAGCUGCCUCCAGUCUUGUGCGUGCGCGCGCGUGUGUGUGUGUACGUGCACGCGCAUGCACAUGGGGUGUGUUGGGGAGAGUUCUUUUUCACCCCAGUGAAAAUUCUUAGAAGGCUAAUAAAGGGGAUGAAAUAAUGAAUUUCAGUCUGGACACCUUUAAGUGUUAGAAGCCUGAGGGCACCUCCAGUCAGUUGCACAAUAGUAACUACAAUAAAUUAAAACCUCUGCUUAGAGAAACGAGCCAUGAGAAGGUUUCUGGAUGGUAACAUUCCCCCUUCAUGAUCCUUGGUGGCCUCUGGGCCACUGAGGUGACCACUAGGAGCUAUCCCACUAUCCAGGCAACCUGCAGUAAAUAUUGUGCCUCACUAUUCCUUCCUUCACGCUUUUCAUCCAUUCCCCCCUUCUUCACUACCUCUUCUGUAUUUCUACUGCGGAGCGAUUUACUGACACCUGCGAGGCCUUGGUGUCACAACUUUAUGUUCAGCAGCAGGGGUAGGGUGUCAAGAAACAUCUGGUUCCAGUCUGGUUUCACCACCUUGUGACGGCAGGCAAGUCCUUUUACCUUUCGGAACCUCAGCAUCUGCCUCUGAAAAAUGAGGAUAACAAUAGCGGCGAUUUCACAGGACUGACGCGAGGAUGAAUCCACGUAAAGGGUUUAACACAGAGCCUAGCACAGGAGUCUGCCAAGGCCAUGUCUGUUCCAUCAUCACUGAGCCAGUCAGCCAUUAAUGCCAACAGCCACGGAGGUCCCGCCCUGAGCCUACCCCUGCCCCUGCACGCUGCUCACAACCAGCUGCUCAACGCCAAGCUGCAGGCCACGGCUGUGGGACCCAAGGACCUGCGCAGCGCCAUGGGGGAGGGUGGUGGGCCUGAGCCGGGCCCUGCCAAUGCCAAGUGGUUAAAGGAAGGCCAGAACCAGCUCCGGCGGGCCGCCACAGCCCACCGUGAUCAGAACCGCAAUGUGACCUUGACCUUGGCAGAGGAAGCCAGCCAGGAGCCUGAGACGGCACCCCUGGGCCCCAAAGGCCUGAUGCACCUAUAUUCUGAGUUGGAGCUCUCUGCCCACAAUGCGGCCAACCGAGGGCUCCGAGGACCCGGCCUGAUCAUCAGCUCCCAAGAUCAGGGGGCAGAUGAUGGAGAGGAGAAGGCGGCAGGAGAGGCCGAGGAGGAUGAUGAGGAAGAGGAUGAGGAGGAAGAGGAGGACUUGUCUUCUCCUCCAGGGCUGCCUGAGCCCCUGGAGAAUGCGGAGGUGCCCCCCGGACCCCAGGCCCUUGCAGACGGCCCCCGGGAGCACAGCAAGAGUGCCAGCCUCCUGUUUGGCAUGCGGAACAGUGCAGCCAGUGAUGAGGACUCGAGCUGGGCUACCUUAUCCCAGGGCAGCCCCUCCUAUGGCUCUCCAGAGGACACAGAUUCUUUCUGGAACCCCAACGCCUUCGAGACGGAUUCCGACCUGCCGGCUGGAUGGAUGAGAGUUCAGGACACCUCAGGGACCUACUACUGGCACAUCCCAACAGGGACCACCCAGUGGGAGCCCCCAGGCCGGGCCUCCCCAUCACAGGGGAGCAGCCCCCGGGAGGAAUCCCAGCUCACCUGGACAGGCUUUGCCCAUGGAGAAGGCUUUGAGGAUGGAGAAUUUUGGAAGGAUGAACCCAGUGAGGAGGCCCCAAUGGAUUUGGGACUGAAGGACCCUGAGGAGGGGACAUUGGCCUUCCCAGCCCAGAGCCUCAGCCCAGAGCCAUUGCCCCAAGAGGAAGAGAAGCUGCCCCAAAGGAGUGCCAACCCGGGGAUCAAGUGUUUCGCUGUGCGCUCCCUAGGCUGGGUGGAGAUGACUGAGGAAGAGCUGGCCCCUGGACGCAGCAGUGUGGCUGUCAACAACUGCAUCCGUCAGCUCUGCUACCACAAAAACAAUCUGCAUGACCCCAUGUCUGGGGGCUGGGGGGAGGGAAAGGAUCUGCUGCUCCAGUUGGAGGACGAGACGCUAAAGCUGGUGGAGCCUCAGAGUCAGGCCCUGCUGCAUGCCCAGCCCAUCGUCAGCAUUCGAGUGUGGGGCGUCGGGCGGGACAGUGGAAGAGAGAGGGACUUUGCCUACGUAGCGCGAGAUAAGCUGACCCAGAUGCUCAAGUGCCACGUGUUUCGCUGUGAGGCACCCGCCAAGAACAUCGCCACCAGCCUGCAUGAGAUCUGCUCUAAGAUUAUGGCCGAACGGCGCAAUGCCCGCUGCUUGGUAAAUGGACUCUCCCUGGACCACUCUAAACUUGUGGAUGUCCCGUUUCAAGUGGAAUUCCCAGCGCCCAAGAGUGAGCUGGUACAGAAGUUCCAAGUCUAUUACCUGGGGAAUGUGCCUGUUGCCAAACCUGUUGGGGUAGAUGUGAUAAACGGGGCCCUGGAGUCAGUCCUGUCCUCCAGCAGCCGUGAGCAGUGGACCCCAAGUCACGUCAGCGUGGCACCUGCCACCCUCACCAUCUUGCACCAGCAGACAGAGGCGGUGCUGGGGGAGUGUCGGGUGCGCUUCCUCUCCUUCCUGGCAGUGGGCAGAGAUGUCCACACGUUUGCAUUCAUCAUGGCUGCCGGCCCAGCCUCCUUCUGCUGCCACAUGUUCUGGUGUGAGCCUAAUGCAGCCAGCCUCUCAGAAGCCGUGCAGGCUGCGUGCAUGCUCCGCUACCAGAAGUGUCUCGAUGCCCGCUCCCAGGCCUCCACCUCCUGCCUCCCAGCACCCCCUGCUGAGUCCGUUGCCCGGCGUGUAGGGUGGACUGUCCGCAGGGGUGUUCAGUCGCUUUGGGGUUCCCUCAAGCCCAAACGCCUAGGGGCCCAUACUCCCUGAAGUCCUCAGUCCUCCCUCCACCUGCUUGCGUUGGGCCCCAGGGAACUCAAGGGUAUGGGACAGGGAAGGGCCCGAAAGGCUAUUCUUAGGCCUCAGCCUCCCGCUCCCAAACUGCCCCUCCGCACUAGCUGGGUUUCCUGCCUAGGGGUUGGGAAAGGAGACGCCUAAUCCUUCCAAGUGACAAUACUGGAUUGAUGACAAGAGGAACAGGAAGCAAGGCCAGCCCCAGGCUCUCCAUCCCCACGUUCAGGUGGAGCAGGAGGAACUGGUCUAGGCCAGGCCCCAUCUUUGUAGGGUCCAGCAGGGGCAGAAGGAGGGGACCAGCCCAGACAUGGGUUCCCUCCCCCCUGCUCCAUGGCAUCUCUGCUGUACUGAUAUCACUAAUAAAGUCUGUCUGCCCUGCUGA
This is a messenger RNA of Hipposideros armiger (great roundleaf bat), 3547 nucleotides long. RefSeq names its product amyloid beta precursor protein binding family B member 1 (gene APBB1). The record is from RefSeq and is a predicted model, not a curated record. The coding region runs from base 1012 to 3141 and encodes 709 amino acids. The transcript is spliced from 15 exons. Lineage: Eukaryota; Metazoa; Chordata; Mammalia; Chiroptera; Hipposideridae. Gene Ontology annotation, biological process: regulation of DNA-templated transcription. Gene Ontology annotation, molecular function: transcription factor binding; amyloid-beta binding. Gene Ontology annotation, cellular component: nucleus; cytoplasm.